AUGACCCCAAUGGACCUACAUUGGAGCAACUUGCCAGAGGAACAUAUUGACGUCAGCACUGGAGACGAGUGUACAUUCUCGGCAUUUUCCGCGGCAUGCUUUGCAGGCCAAUCAGAUGUCGUCACGCUACUAUUGAACAAAGGUGCCAAUUGUACCUACAGUCACGUACAUUAUGGCAGGGCUCUUAAUAUAGCUCUGCCCCUAGGUCACCCGGAUAUUGUUCCUAUCCUACUCGAAAACGGCACCGAUGCCAACACCUCAUCUUGCAACUACCUAGAUGUUGUGCUUGCCCUCCUUGAAAGGGGGCAGGUGUCUACUGUAGGCAAGAAGGUCGUGGAGGUAGCCAUAAUCGUCAAAGUCCUCCUCAAGAACGGGGCCGUCGACGUCAAACACGAAUUUUACAAUUUGGCGCCCCACAAAGCAUGCAUGAAGUUCAACCCACCAAAUACAUGCGAUGAUAUCGACCAAUCGCAAAUUGUACUUUCCGAUCCUAACAUCAGAGGCGAAUAUGGUACAGCAAUCGAGGACGCGUCAUUCUCUGGAUAUCAAGUUAUUGUCGAAUUGUUCCCCGAGAACAGAGGUGAUGUCAAUUUGCAAGGCGGAGAGCAGAGCACAGCGCUUCAGAUGGCUGCACGAAAUGGUCAUCGAGAAAUUGUUGCAUUGCUACUCGAUCAUGGAGCCGAUGCCACCAUGAAAAGGGAACUUUAUGACACUGCGCUCGAGGCGGCAACUGAAGUAGGCGAGACAGAGAUUAUAGAGAUGUUAGCUAAGAAGAGUGCCGAGGUUUGA
Molecule: messenger RNA, 789 nt
Organism: Penicillium robsamsonii
Lineage: Eukaryota; Fungi; Ascomycota; Eurotiomycetes; Eurotiales; Aspergillaceae
Product: ankyrin repeat domain-containing protein
Exons: 3
Coding region: 1-789 (262 amino acids)
Molecular function (GO): protein binding
Source: RefSeq, a predicted model, not a curated record